AUGACGUAGAGUCGAGCCGUUGGGAAUCCAGCUCCCUCGUAAAAAGUCAUGAAAUAGGGUUUAAAUGAAGAGUUAACAAAUAUCUACUAGAAACUAUUUAUAAGUAACUCAGGAUUAUCUUUUGAUAUGGCUCCUAAACCGAAACAGAAGAAAGCUACUACUUCGAAGACUGCGCAAAUCGGCGGGGAAAAAGGCCUAACUUUCCCGGCAAAGUCUCGGACUCAAGUUGGAUCUCCUCCCGGCGAAGUGCAUGCCAGUUCUGAUGAUGCGGGACAGGAAGUUGCAGCAAUGUCGGCGGUCUCUAAGAAGAAACGUUCUGGCAGAGUCCGAUGGGAAUCCGGUUACUCGUCGAGUGGUGAAUGGGGCACUGGGACAGUCAGUCACUUUGCCAGGAAACGUACCAGGAGAAAGCAUUUCAACCAUUACUUGGGACUACAUAAAUUCACCUAAUCAAAAAAAGUUUCCAUUAUGUGAGAAAUAUCCAAACAAUCCAAUAAAAUGUUACAGAGAGAGGAUCACGUUAAACCCGGAGGACUACAGCCUGGAAAUACAGAACCUAACAGACAGUGACAAAGGUUUCUAUGUAAUUAAAGCAAGGGUGGGUGGGGCUCUCCAUGAAGAAGUGAUGAAACUGGAAGUUCAUGAAAGCAUGUCAAAACCUGUAAUAAAUACCGUCCAAUUCAUCUCAGAUGAAGUAUGUAACAUCAGUUUGCACUGUUUACUGGAGCGUGGCUCGGAGCCAGUUUACACUUGGUGGACAGGACGUGAUGAGGUCAUGACCGAUGAGUCACAUGUACUGACUGAUGGAGGGAGAAGUCUGGAAUUGUCCUUAAGGCCGAGUGAUAACAACACAGUGUACAACUGCACAGUGAGGAACCCUGUCAGUGAGGCAUCUUCAAGUGUGGAUGUAGGAAGAUUCUGCCUAGUCACAGAAGGUGGGUCCAUUACCUUUACAAACCCCACAAUUUUUUCUUAAAAAUUAACCAUUAUUUAUUCCCUUUCUCUUCUAAUCUCAAUACACUUACAAUAGAUCAGAUCAGGUCUGAGACAGAUCUAUGAUUUUUAGGAACAUGCAUUCUGAGCAGAAUGCUCCAGACGUAUCCUUGGUGCCCUAUUCGUUCUGGCCCCUCUAUGGGUCCGUCAGAGCUUGACUGCAAAAAGUGAGAAUCACUCAAGUCCAACACCACUGAAACCACUCUGAAACUGAGAUUCAUGUUUGAGCUCAUCUCUCCUUCACCUGUCUGUGCAAUUGCAUAUCUUAUUAAACAGUCUGUCACAAAUUCUCUGAGGUAUAAUCGAGACAAUAAAGAAUCUAAAAGGACGGUGGUGGUGAGAACACUAAAUAUGUUGUGUCACAGGGCUUGGGAGUGGCCAAUAUGCCAGCAAACCUUAACAUAGUAAAGGAUCUUCUUUCCUCCCACAUUGUCAUCUAGUUUUCAUUCAUCCGUGUGU
This is a messenger RNA of Hypanus sabinus (Atlantic stingray), 1452 nucleotides long. Its product is annotated as SLAM family member 5-like. The record is from RefSeq and is a predicted model, not a curated record. The transcript is spliced from 3 exons. NCBI's taxonomy places the organism in Eukaryota, Metazoa, Chordata, Chondrichthyes, Myliobatiformes, Dasyatidae. Bases 251 to 976 code for a protein of 241 amino acids.